AUGAGCAAGAUUUUGAAGUUAUCAUCUAUCACGCUGUUGUCUAGUACACUGGCUGUCUCAUAUUACUAUUAUGCGAUUGAUAGAGAUGGGUACCAUUACAAUAACUCGAUUUGGAAGAGAAUCAGUGACAGGACGCGGGGGAUAAUCGACAGGAAGCAAGAUAUUGUUGCGACGGACCCAUUCACGACGAAACCACGUGAUAUCCUACGGAGACCAAUGGUUGAGACCAUGAAGGACCUCUGGAACGAGCAGAUCAGAUCUUCAGUUUCAUGGAUAUACUCCCUAGGAAAAUGA
Zygotorulaspora mrakii is the source of this 294-nucleotide messenger RNA. RefSeq names its product Mic12p (gene MIC12). The record is from RefSeq and is a predicted model, not a curated record. Gene Ontology annotation, cellular component: MICOS complex; mitochondrial crista junction. The transcript has a single exon. NCBI's taxonomy places the organism in Eukaryota, Fungi, Ascomycota, Saccharomycetes, Saccharomycetales, Saccharomycetaceae. Gene Ontology annotation, biological process: cristae formation. The coding region runs from base 1 to 294 and encodes 97 amino acids.